This is a messenger RNA of Cebus imitator (Panamanian white-faced capuchin), 3357 nucleotides long. It is a transcript of the gene NYX, whose product is annotated as nyctalopin. The coding region runs from base 370 to 1815 and encodes 481 amino acids. Gene Ontology annotation, cellular component: extracellular matrix. The transcript is spliced from 3 exons. NCBI's taxonomy places the organism in Eukaryota, Metazoa, Chordata, Mammalia, Primates, Cebidae. Gene Ontology annotation, molecular function: protein binding. The record is from RefSeq and is a predicted model, not a curated record.
AAGGCCUGGGGCUAAAGCCGAUUGGUAUGUCAGCAAAAUCUGUCACUGGCUUUAGUGAUUCAAAAGGCAGACACAUUCUUUCAUCUCUGUUAAUCCUCAUCUGAUACAGAGGAUUUUCCUGCCAUUAAAUCUGGAGAAAGAAAAAUAAGCACUCAAACCUGCACAAGCCACUAUUCCUCUUCACCCCUCGCUCCCGUCCCCGCGACCCCACCUCCACUUCUCUCUCAGACCAUUUUUAGCCUCUGUGGCUGCCUGACUUGGGAGAUGGAUGGGCUGGGGGAGCGGAGGGGUGCCUUAGAGGAGCAGGACCAGGCAGACUCCCAGGACGGUAGGGAUCCCAUGGCUGGGUGGUCCUAAGCCGCCGGGUGUAUGAAGGGCCAAGGGAUGCUGGUCCUGCUUCUGCAUGCGGUGGUCCUUGGCCUGCCCAGCGCCCAGGCCAUGGGGGCCUGCGCGCGCGCCUGCCCGUCCGCCUGCGCCUGCAGCACCAUGGAGCGCGGCUGCUCUGUGCGUUGCGACCGCGCCGGACUCCUGCGGGUGCCGGCCGAGUUCCCGUGCGAAGCGGUCUCCAUCGACCUGGACCGGAACGGCCUGCGCUUCCUGGGCGAGCGGGCCUUCGGCACAUUGCCGUCCCUGCGCCGCCUGUCGCUGCGCCACAACAACCUGUCCUUCAUCACGCCUGGCGCCUUCAAGGGUCUGCCACGUCUGGCCGAGCUGCGCCUGGCGCACAACGGCGAUCUGCGCUACCUGCACGCGCGCACCUUCGUGGCGCUCGGCCGCCUGCGCCGCCUGGACUUGGCCGCCUGCCGCCUCUUCAGCGUGCCCGAGCGGCUACUGGCCGAGCUGCCGGCCCUGCGCGAGCUCUCGGCCUUCGACAACCUGUUCCGCCGCGUGCCGGGCGCGCUGCGCGGCCUGACCAACCUGACGCACGCGCACCUGGAACGCGGCCGCAUCGAGGCGGUCGCCUCCAGCUCGCUGCAGGGCCUGCGUCGCCUGCGCUCGCUCAGCCUGCAGGCCAACCGCGUCCGUGUCGUGCACGCCGGCGCCUUCGGGGACUGCAGCGUCCUGGAGCACCUGCUGCUCAACGACAAUUUGCUGGCCGAGCUCCCGGCUGAUGCCUUCCGCGGCCUGCGGCGCCUGCGCACACUCAACCUGGGUGGCAACGCGCUGGACCACGUGGUGCGCGCCUGGUUCGCCGACCUGGCCGAGCUUGAGCUGCUCUACCUAGAUCGCAACAGCAUCGCCUUCGUGGAGGAGGGCGCCUUCCAGAACCUCUCGGGCCUCCUUGCCCUGCACCUCAAUGGCAACCGCCUCACCGUGCUCGCCUGGGCCGCCUUCCAGCCUGGCUUCUUCUUGGGCCACCUCUUCCUCUUCCGCAACCCGUGGUGCUGUGACUGCCGCCUGGAGUGGCUGCGGGACUGGAUGGAGGGCUCCGGGCGUGUCACCGACGUGCCAUGCACCUCUCCGGGCUCCGUGGCCGGUCUGGACCUCAGCCAGGUGGCCUUUGGGCGCUCCUCCGAUGGCCUCUGUGUGGACCCCGAAGAGCUGAACCUCACCACGUCCAGUCCAGGCCCGUCCCCAGAGCCAGUGGCCACCACUGUGAGCAGGUUCAGCAGCCUCCUCUCCAAGCUGCUGGCUCCUAGGGUCCCGGUGGAAGAGAUGGCCAACACCACUGGGGGGCUGGCCAACGCCUCCCUGUCCGACAGCCUCUCCUCCCGUGGGGUGGGAGGAGUGGGCCGGCAGCCGGGGUUUCUCCUAGCCUCUUGUCUCCUGCUCAGCGUGGUCCAGCACGUGGUGUUUGGCCUACAGAUGGACUGACCUGGCCAGAGGGAGAAAGUUUGCUUAACUAGGCUUGAGGGUGUUUGUGGUAAGGGAGAGGGGUGGGGGGCAGAGGUGAAAAUCCCAGUGGAGGAUGGAAGAAGCAGAUUGCCUCCAGAGAUGGCCCCAGGGAGAACACAGGGACGUGCCACUCCAGAGGGGAGGAUGGUAUGGAUUUCUGCUCUUGUCACACGGGCGUCCAUUGGAAAAGAGAAGCAAGAAUUAACAUGGGUCCUCACGUGAGAAGACUAGGAAUCCGAAGCUUCUAGGGCUUCAUACCCCCUCCCCUCCCCUUCCCCCAUCUUCCAGGCAACAGUGCCUGCAAGGCCUGAAUUAGAGAGACAUCCACUGGCUGAGUAGUUAAGAGCCGGGCCAAUUCUCCUGGCGGGGUAACUCUUUAUACUCAAGUCCUUUGUUUUCGACCACAAUCCUCCUCCUCCUCUCCAGGGGCCUGGGGACACUAGGAUUCAGGAAGGUGGGCAGGACUUGAGAGAAGGGAGAUGGGAAAGAGACUUAAGACAAGGGGCGGCGGUGGUUCUUGCGGUCUGAGAUGUAUUGGGAGGCGUUUAAAACAAAGAUCCAGUUCAUUUACUCCACAGUUAUUCCCAGGGGUGGCCCCAGCCACAAAGGAACUUUAGGGGAAGGGUAGGGGAAAAAGGGGCAGCAGGGGGUGUUUGUGGACAAAUAAAUUUGUAAAAUCCGAGGAUUAAAAAAAAAAAAGGUUAAACCGGUUUCUCCAGUGCUGGACUUUUCAGAGUCUUUCAUAUGCUAACAUGCAUUGUGAAUCUCCCAGGAGGCCACACAAUCCUUUUUUCUUAGGGUUUUGUGGGAAGAAUGUCCGGAAGACACAGGGAUUGGGGCAGGGAGGCUCCAGCUUGGAUGAUUCCAUUAGGUGUGGAAAUCAUUAUGGGCUGCACACUUCAGGGCUGACUAAUGGCCAAGAGGGAAGGAGGCAGCCAGUAGCUGGGAAAGGGGAUUUUGAGCUUUCUCAGGUUGGGGGUUGGCCAACUGUAUUCCCCCUGACUGCAAGGGCAAAGGCCAGCCAGGCCUGCAGCGAGCAUGCGUGGCCUCUGGGUGUGCUGUGCCUGAGGGCGGGGCUACCAAAUCCCACCUAGGGGCCCUACCAAACCCAGCUUUUUUCAGGGCUGCAGUGGAAACGAAUGGCGUUUGACUGUUUUGUCCGCCUCAGGAUCAGCAGCUCGUUUAGCAUAGGCUCCAAGAAUAAGGCUUUGCAGGCUGAAUUGCAAAUGCGGGUUCUGCUGGCCUGCCUUGCCCGCAGAACCGUCCUGAGCUGGUCACAACAGGCACGGAUUCCUGCCAGACUAUGAGGCAGUCAAGUCAAGAAAAGUGCAUAUGCUGCUCACCACUUACCCAAGAACCCAAGCUGUUCACUACACGAGUGCUAUGACUGCAUUUGUCAACAUUCUGGAAACUGUAAUCUUUUUAAUGUCCUCUCUAUUUGAAGAGAUGGGUUUUGAAAAUCAACACGAAGGCCGGCACAGUGGCUCACCCCUGUAAUCUCAGCACUUUGAGAGGCUGAGG